Leishmania braziliensis MHOM/BR/75/M2904 is the source of this 879-nucleotide messenger RNA. RefSeq lists its product as hypothetical. The transcript has a single exon. The record is from RefSeq and is a predicted model, not a curated record. Bases 1 to 879 code for a protein of 292 amino acids. Lineage: Eukaryota; Euglenozoa; Kinetoplastea; Trypanosomatida; Trypanosomatidae.
AUGUCUGUCUUAUCCGAGCGACUCGUAACACAGCUGCUUCGCAUUCGUAACCGCGAACUAGAGCUAGAGACGAAGCAGCAGGAGCUGGACAGCAAGCUGAAGCAAGAAGAAGAUCUCCGUCGAGAGCUCGAGGUCGAGCAGGAGAAGCUGGCGAAAUUGAGGAGUGUGCAAGAGACUCUCGAGAAGCUAAACGACGGGUCCGAGGCGAAAUAUAAAGCCGUGAAAGAGGACGACGAGCUUCAGCGAAAGCAGAUCUCAGAGGAGCUGAAGCGACGUAUAGCUGAGGUGGAUGAGAUAUCGAGAGAGUUGAUACAACGUGAGCAGGACGCGAUGGCGCGAAAGGAGCUGCUUAUGAAGCAGCAGGAGAUCUACGAGGAGCACUCGGGCUCUGGCAAAGAGAAAUUCGAAGCGUUGCUGGCGAAGCGCGAGGGCGAGGUGGAGGCGCUCACGAAAAAGAAGAUGGAUAACAUCUGCCGUACCUCCGAGCUUCAGAAGCAGCUAGAAACAGAAACAGAGCAGCUGAUCGCCGCCAAGCAGGUGCAGGAUGACCUCAAAGCCAAGGUGGAAGAGUUCCUCGCUCGCUUCUCUGUUCUUCAAACGCAGCUGAAGGAUGCGAAAAAGGUGUACGAGUCUGCUUCAACAGAUAAGGACCGUACCACGCGCGUCCUCAAGGCACUGGAGAGCGAUCUCGCAAUGGCCCGGCGUCGCGCUACGACGAGUCGAGGCGAGCGAGACAAGGAAUUCGCCAAGGUCACUGCUCUGAGGGAGAAGAUGGGCGCGUUACGGAACCAAAUCACCACCAUUGAGAGUGUCACAAAGAUGCUUUCCACACCUAUAGAGGACAGUGCUGUGGCUGGGCCUGCAGAGCCGCGAAAGUGA